AUGGUACAACAACGGCUUCGUCAACAGCAACUGCUCCAAGCCCAGGCAAACCAGCGCAUGGCUCAUAAGAAGAAGCAUAAGCGGCCGAGGAAUAAGUCUAGACAUGAGCCCAGCAGACAUGAACAGGGCCCAUCCCAUCAGCAACCCACGACAGCAACUAUCAAUAUGACACCUCAAGAUUUCCAAUUUCCGGAUGCAUAUGUGAUGGUUCAGCCUGAGCCCGGUAUCCUCGCCGAGCACAUUUCUUUAUACAAGGGCAAGGCACAUCUGAAAUUGAGGCAACCGGGUGAUAUCGUUGAGAGUGAUGGGAGGCUCCACCUAAGCACACUCAGAACACCUCCCGGCGGAGAUUUCAACUGGAAUUUUAAUGCUCACUACUGGACUGCGGACAAGGACACGGCUGAGGAAUAUCGCAAAUAA
This is a messenger RNA of Penicillium bovifimosum, 420 nucleotides long. RefSeq lists its product as uncharacterized. NCBI's taxonomy places the organism in Eukaryota, Fungi, Ascomycota, Eurotiomycetes, Eurotiales, Aspergillaceae. The transcript has a single exon. The record is from RefSeq and is a predicted model, not a curated record. The coding region runs from base 1 to 420 and encodes 139 amino acids.